Marmota monax (woodchuck) is the source of this 2035-nucleotide messenger RNA. RefSeq names its product spermatogenesis associated 7 (gene Spata7). Bases 165 to 1997 code for a protein of 610 amino acids. Lineage: Eukaryota; Metazoa; Chordata; Mammalia; Rodentia; Sciuridae. The transcript is spliced from 12 exons. Gene Ontology annotation, biological process: protein localization to photoreceptor outer segment; photoreceptor cell maintenance; protein localization to photoreceptor connecting cilium. Gene Ontology annotation, cellular component: axoneme; ciliary basal body; photoreceptor distal connecting cilium. The record is from RefSeq and is a predicted model, not a curated record.
GCUGUGGAACCAGCCCCUAGCAACCCGCCUGCUUACGGUCACCCGGCGGCUGCACCCCCACCGGCUGGUGGUUUUCACUCGUGCCCUGCCCUGGGCGGGUGCGGCCUGGGGGAAGGGCCAAGGGGAACCUGGGUGUCCCCACGACGGCUGCAAGAGGACUAAGCAUGGAUGGCAGCCAGAGAGUCAGAGCAACCUCUGUCCUUCCCAGAUAUGGUCCACCACCAUACCUAUUUAAAGGUCACUUGAGCACCAAAAGUAACGCCUUUUGCACUGACUCCUCUUCUCUCAGAUUAAGUACUCUCCAGCUGGUCAAGAAUCACAUGGCUGUUCACUAUAAUAAAAUCCUUUCAGCCAAAGCUGCAGUAGACUGCUCAAUUCCAAUAAGUGUGACUACCAGCAUCAAAUGUUUGUUUUUCACCUUAGAUGCAGACCAACAACGAAGAGAGAAACUCAAAAAAGAAUUAGCACAAUAUGAAAAAGAGUUUAAAUUAACUAAAGCUGCAUUGCAGACCAAUUCUAAAAAUAAUUCCAAGUCAUUUUUUAACACCAUAUCAAAGCCCUCAGGGGAACCACAAGACCAGAAUGUGUUAAUAGAAGAAAUGAAUGGAUCUCCAUCCUUUGAGCAGUCACUCGUACCUUCUUCAGAGGGACUACACCUAAGUCUACCUAAGUCUGAUAAAAGCCUCAUGAAUGGUGUUGAGAACUCCAGGUCCUCCCCGUCCUGCAUAGAUUAUGUAGCUUCCAGUCCCAGGAAGCCAUGCUCUGGAAACAUGUAUGGCAGAAGGCCCAGGAGCACAUUCCCAAAUUCCCAUCGCUUUCAGUUAGUUAUUUCAAAGGCACCCAGUAGGGAUCUUUUGGAUAAACAUUCUGAACUCUUUUCUAACAAACAAUUGCCAUUCACUCCACGCACUUUAAAAACAGAAGCAAAAUCUUUCCUGUCACAGUAUCGAUAUUAUACACCUGCCAAAAGAAAAAAGAAUUUUACAGAACAGCGAAUGGAAGCUGAAACCCAGACUGAAUUAAGCAGCUUUAAUUCUGAUUUUGAUAUAAUUGAGACUAAGAACUUGACAGAUUCAAAAGUCAACACAAAGCAGGCAUCUAAUUACAUGACGUAUAGCACCAAAGAAGAAACGACCCCUUUACUUUUACAAGGGAAUGACUUAAGGUGGCACACUGUUAAAGAUGGUACUCUGCAGCCUUCUUCACAAAGGACAGCGUGUCAGUAUACCAUGAAACUUCCUUCAGAAAAUAAAACCUACUCCAAUGAUGAAGAACUGUCAUAUCUGAGUUUCAUUGAAGAUGUAACAGAUGAAAUUUUGAAACUUGGUUUAUUUUCAAACAGGUUUUUAGAACGACUGUUUGAGCGACAUAUAGAACAAAAUAAACAGCAUCUGGACGAGGGGAAAAUGCGACAUCUGCUGCAUAGCCUGAAGAUAGAUUUGGGCUGCACAUCUGAGGACAAUUCAGUACAGCUAAAGAAUGGCAAUAUGUUGAAUUUCCUUAGGACUGUGAAUUCAGAACAAAAUGAAUUAAAAAAUGAAAAUGUUUCAGUAAUUCAACAGGAAAACCAACAAUACCGAAAGGCUUUAGAUAUGUUAUCAUCUGCACCAAAGGAUGAAAAAGAGAUGUUCUCUCUAUCGGGUGAAUUUUUCUUACCCAUCUAUAAAUCAAAGUAUUCAGAAGGGGUUAUAAUUCAGCAGGUGAAUGAUGAAACAAAUCUUAAACCUUCAAGUUGUGAUGAAAACAAUCCAAGUAUUUCAGACGAUUUAAUAAACCAGGAAACUUCUGUGUGUGUCAUUGAAGGUGAUAGUGACACUGAAAAGGUUGAUAGUGACACUGAAAAGGUUGAUGCUUCAGAUGAAUUAUGUUGUCUUAGCACAUCACGUUCCCAGCCUGUGCAGUUCUCUAGUGUCAGAGGUAACCGUAAUCAUGACAAGGAGUUAUCAGUGCUUAAAAUCAUGGAAAUGAGCAUUGAAGACUUCUCUUCGAAUGUUUGACCUUCAUUAAUAAAUGUUCCUCAAUGCCAGUAACCCAA